This is a messenger RNA of Pseudomyrmex gracilis, 1414 nucleotides long. RefSeq names its product protein-S-isoprenylcysteine O-methyltransferase (gene ste14). Gene Ontology annotation, cellular component: endoplasmic reticulum; membrane. The record is from RefSeq and is a predicted model, not a curated record. Gene Ontology annotation, biological process: C-terminal protein methylation. Bases 144 to 1004 code for a protein of 286 amino acids. NCBI's taxonomy places the organism in Eukaryota, Metazoa, Arthropoda, Insecta, Hymenoptera, Formicidae. The transcript has 3 exons. Gene Ontology annotation, molecular function: protein C-terminal S-isoprenylcysteine carboxyl O-methyltransferase activity.
GCGCGCGCAUAUAAAGCUGACGUUCUGACCUAACCGUUAAAAAUCGUUGCCGGUGUAGUUAGAGAGAUGAAAAUCUGCAUUGAGGUUAUUUAUCAAUUCAAAAAGAGGAUAUAGUUUACCGAGAAGUUAAAUUGUCCAAAAAGAUGCUAUGCCGUGAUGGAAUCCUCAGUCUGUGCUGUUUUAUUGCAGCGGGAUUAAUUUCGCUUCUACCUGAGUUAGCGUUCAGGUUGGGAUUUGAUGUUUACACAGUGUACUUUACAGACACUUGGUCUUUACACGCGGCUCAAUACAUUUUUAUAAAUGUAAUCGCACUUCUGGCAUUUCGCGGCUUUGCUUAUCAAGUAGCGAUAAGAGCGUUGUUGCUUGGAUAUGUCGUUGGAAUUGGUAUUCUAAUAUGGAUUAAUGCACCACCAACUUGGAAGAUAUUUGGAAUUUAUAUGACAGUGCUGGCAAGCUUUCAUUAUUCGGAAUUUCUAGCAAUAGCUUGGACAAAUCCAUUGUCGUUGUCAAUUGACAGUUUUAUUCUCAAUCACAGUGUGGCUUAUGGUGCGGCGGCAUGUCUGAGUUGGAUAGAAUUUUUGGUAGAAAGGCAUUAUUUUUGCGACAUAAAACUGCCUUCACUUGCAUCUUAUUUUGGAUUGAUAUUGUGCAUAUCAGGUGAGAUCCUGAGAAAACUAGCUAUGUGUACGGCAAAGCACAAUUUUAAUCACGUCGUGCAAAGUGAGAAACAUGACAAUCACGAACUUGUUACGCACGGUGUGUACAACUUGUGUAGACAUCCUAGUUACGUAGGAUGGUUUUAUUGGUCUCUAGGAACACAGUUAAUACUUCAGAAUCCGUUCUGCUUGUUUGCGUAUGCAAUAAUGUCUUGGAAGUUUUUCUAUGAACGUGUACUGAUUGAAGAACUAUCGUUGUUAACUUUCUUUGGUGAAGAUUAUGUUGAGUACCAAAAGAGAGUAGGCACUGGGCUUCCUUUCAUCUGUGGAUAUAAAAUUGAUUCAUAGCGUUCUGUAUUAUAACUAUGAAGUUUAUUUCAACAAGUAAAAUUUUGUAUGACAUCUGUAUUAACUCCCGGAGGAGUUUGGAGGGUUAAUUGGACUAAAAUUAUAUAAAAAAUCAUAUACAUUUGACAUAUUUAACAUAUUUUUAACAUUAAAAGAUAGCAUUCGCACAUCUGAUAAUUUUCAUCAGUUACAUUUCAUCAAUUCAGUCUCAUUUCAUGAGUUAAAUAUACUUUUACCUUGUGAUAUACAAUUAUCUGAUGUUUUACAUUUUCUAAUCUUUUUUGUAUGUGUAUAAAAGUUAUAAGUAUUUAAACCUACGUAUUUAUUUGUGCAAAAAAUACGUUUUCCUUAACGUAAUAAUUGUUACCAAACGGUAACACUAUAUGCAAAUCUUUCUGUGUACAUAUAAG